UUCCGGUAGGACUAUGUUGAUUACAGAAAAAAACUCUGGAUCUAGCCUGAUGUUUGAUUUAGUGAAUUGGUUUCUUAUUGCGUACGUCUGUUUUGAUGUAAUUCAAGGAUGCUACGGUCAGUUCAUGUUUCCUGAAGAUUUGUCCGGCACAUGGACUGUAACGGGCCAAAACGAGUUUGUCUUUCAGAGGUCGGCCUUGUCUGGCUACGCCAUCUGUCCCAUAACAGCCUACUCAUGCAAGAACUACCCCUCUACCUGGGAGCUUGUACUCAGUCAAAGAAACACUUACGUCCUCAGGUCCAUAGCCUUUGACCAAGAUGAGGAUCCUACCAUCAAAGUUCAACUCUACACCUGUCUCUAUCUCAAAAAUGUAUCAGCUGGGAUGUACCUCGCCUUCCAGAGUCCUCGCAUUCGUAAUAGCGAUUACAACGACUAUGUUCUAGAAGUAACAGUAAAUAAAGAAAUCAACUUAUCAAGCGUCUGCAAUUUCCUGGAAAAAACACUUCCGGCGGCACGUAACUUUUUGCUUAUCAGAAAGGAUAUUCGCUACGUGAAGAAAUUAAAUCCUCACAUGUGCGCUGAUAACAUAAUGGGAAGUUUCUCAGGUCACGAUGAUGAAAACCUGUGCUGGGUGAAAGUCGACUCCUGCGCAGAGCAGGGCAAACUCCUUGUCGGAAGCAACUGUACAGAAGGCAUAUUUAGUACACUGACAAAUCAAAAUGCAGAUAAACUAAUCUGUCUCUAUAGUCAAAGCGAGGCUGACAUUGAGAGGCUAAAUGUUCUAUAUAAUACAGACCAACUUAUUUAUCUGUCAAGCUUGUCACUCUACUAUAUGAACGAGAACAAGGAAGAACUUAUCAUUAAAGUGUUUAAAAAAGAGAAACUUUCGCUUGACGCAAACAAAGUCCUAGUAUACCAACUGAAGAGACUCAGUAAGUACAGACCUAAAUGUUCCCUACAAUGA
Biomphalaria glabrata is the source of this 964-nucleotide messenger RNA. RefSeq lists its product as uncharacterized. The record is from RefSeq and is a predicted model, not a curated record. NCBI's taxonomy places the organism in Eukaryota, Metazoa, Mollusca, Gastropoda, Planorbidae. The transcript is spliced from 7 exons. Bases 14 to 964 code for a protein of 316 amino acids.